GAGUAGAAAAGCACUAUAUAAGAACCACUCCAAAUAACCAAUUGCCCUUUGGAACUUUGACCUCUCCAUGAUCCAUAUUGUUUCCUCUCUUUCAGGGAUAAACACCACAGCUGGACAGGACGCCACUCUGACAUGUCGAGCUCCAAACAACAACAACAUCAUAGUUGUAGAGUGGAGCAGAGCUGACCUGAAGGAAGAAUAUGUCCUUAUGUACCGGGACGGUCACUUUGUUCCAGAUGAACAGCAUCCAUCUUUUAAGAACCGGGUGGAUCUGCAGGACAGACAGAUGAAGGAUGGAGACUUGUCUCUGAUUCUGAAGAAUGUGACGACUGCUGAUAGUGGAACAUACGAGUGUCGCAUCUUCACGAGAGGAGCGAACUGCAGGAGAGCUCAUCUGAAGACUCCCCCCAUCAGCAUCAUCUCCCUGAGUGUCGUUGAUCCUCCAGGUCAGACAGGACAAGUCCCAAAGAUCAUUAGAAGGCGUCAUGGACUCUUAGCUGGGUAA
Molecule: messenger RNA, 505 nt
Organism: Oreochromis niloticus (Nile tilapia)
Lineage: Eukaryota; Metazoa; Chordata; Actinopteri; Cichliformes; Cichlidae
Product: nectin-4-like
Exons: 3
Coding region: 68-505 (145 amino acids)
Biological process (GO): regulation of cytokine production; T cell receptor signaling pathway
Cellular component (GO): external side of plasma membrane
Molecular function (GO): signaling receptor binding
Source: RefSeq, a predicted model, not a curated record